Messenger RNA from Acanthosepion pharaonis, 933 nucleotides. Lineage: Eukaryota; Metazoa; Mollusca; Cephalopoda; Sepiida; Sepiidae. The record is from the annotation of a GenBank genome assembly.
AUGACAAGAUUUUCUUUUCUUUUUUCCGUCAAAACAGUUUUUUUUUUCAUAUUCUUUUCAAUUUUGUCUGCUCUUUCUUUACCCACAUAUUUUUUCUCUUUGCUCAUAUUGCUUUUUUUCUUUUUUUAUUACAGUCUCAUUUAUUCUAUUUUUUUCCUUUUUAGUUUUUCUUUUUUACACUUUGUUCUUUUCAAACACUCUCUCCUUCUUUUUUUUCCUUUUUUCCUUUUUCUUUUUUUAAACAAUAUCUUUCUUUUAUUACCCAGAAUUGCAACCAUUUUUCCCUUUUACAUAAUUUUCUUUUCUUUCUUUCUUUCUUUCUUUCUUUCUUUCUUUCUUUCUUUCUUUCUUCUCACAGUCAUGGAUUCUUUUGUGAACCUUAGCGUAUUUCUCUCAUUUCUAUUAUUUCUCUCUUUUCUAUCACGUUCUCUCUCUCUCCCUUCUUUCUUUCUUUCUUUCUUUCUUUCUUUCUUUCUUUCUUUCUUUCUUCGGUCAUUUGAGGUGAUCUAUCUAUCUAUCUAUCUAUCUAUCUAUCUAUCAGUGAUCUAUCUAUCUAUCUAUCUAUCUAUCUAUCUAUCUAUCUAUCUAUCUAUCUAUCUAUCUAUCUGUUUUCAUCGUUGGUGUCACGUGUUCACGGACGCAAUUUUCCAUUCGCUCAUGCGCACAAAGACUGAGCGUUUUGAAUUAGACUUCCAAUCUAUCUAUCUAUCUAUCUAUCUAUCUAUCUAUCUAUCUAUCUAUCUAUCUAUCCCAGUCUUUUCAAUAUCUCUCUCCCUGUGCCUCAGUCUCUUAAUCUAUCUAUCUAUCUAUCUAUCUAUCUAUCUAUCUAUCUAUCUAUCUAUCCUUUCCCUCUCUAAUGUGAAUAUUGUGGUUUCCGUUUUGUUUACAAAAGGACGUUUUCUUUUUUCUUUUUUCUUUUUGCCGUGCUCAUGA